This is a messenger RNA of Limanda limanda (common dab), 451 nucleotides long. RefSeq names its product cocaine- and amphetamine-regulated transcript 4 (gene cart4). The coding region runs from base 8 to 337 and encodes 109 amino acids. Gene Ontology annotation, biological process: positive regulation of MAPK cascade; negative regulation of appetite; adult feeding behavior. Lineage: Eukaryota; Metazoa; Chordata; Actinopteri; Pleuronectiformes; Pleuronectidae. Gene Ontology annotation, molecular function: neuropeptide hormone activity. The record is from RefSeq and is a predicted model, not a curated record. The transcript has 3 exons.
UCUGGCGAUGGAGGGCGUGCGAGUGCUGGUCUACCUGUCCGUCUGUCUGUCCCUGCUGACCUCCCUGUGUCAGGGUCAAAGGUCGCCCGCCGCCCCCCCGCUGCCGGCGGACGAGCCGGCGCUCGGACUCACGACCGGAGAGAUGGCGGAGGUUCUACAGGGUUUCCUGGACGAAGCAGAAUCCAGGGUGGGACUCUCGGUGGAGAAGAAAGCCAGCGUCAUCCCCCGAUGUGAUGUAGGUGAACGCUGUGCGAUGAAGCAUGGACCUCGGAUCGGGCGUCUGUGCGACUGCCUGAGAGGAACGGCGUGCAACACCUUCUUCCUGCGCUGCUACUGACCUCACGUCCUGUCCCUGGUCGCCAUGGAGACAGAAGGACACUCUGCAUGUCUCAGUCUGGUUCAGUGUCUCAGAUUCAUGUAUUUUUAUUAAAUAAAGUUUCUUCAUAAAGCU